UUCAUUUCCCAAUUCCCAUCAAAUAAACAAAACAAUGUUGAUGAAUGAUUGAAUUUUUUAUUUGCAAAAUUUUCAACAAAACUAAACUCAUGGAACGUCCAUAAUUAAAAAAGCCCCAUAACAUUUUCAGAUACUUUGAGAAUGUCUUGUGAGAUUCGUCUAAUAGCAACUAUACAAAAUAUUCCAGCCAUUCGAAGAUGUUUAUUUCCCACUGAUGACUAUCGAGGAACAGAAUUUUGGCUGCAAAACUGUAAAAUAUCAGCUUCACCUACUGGAGAUCUCAUAGCCCUAGCCAACGAACGUAGAUUAGUGAUUUUAAAUUCGAAAUGGGACACUUCGUCAUCACUAAGUCUUUUCCAGAUAAAUUUUUCUGCUUCAAUUCACGAAUAUGACAAAGUUAAAUCAAUUGUUUGUCUUCCUAUUGUGGGAGAAAGUCACAGUUCCCAUGUAGGACCCGAUUGGACCUGUAUUGUUAUUGGUUUUGAUUCAGGAUAUGUUCGAUUUUACACUGACAGAUGUGAUUUGCUUAUGGAAGAGCAAUUUCACAAUGAAAACAUAACAAAUAUUAAAUGUCAAAGCCAGCACAGCCCUCGACCAGACAUAUCUCCUGAAUUACAUCCAGAAGAAUUAUAUAUUCAAUAUCAGAGCAACAUUUGUGUCGUUGAUGGACAACAAUUGUUUGAAAAUUUAAGAAAUUGUAGAAGCCAAUUGGCAAGAGUUCAAGCCAAAGGAAACAUCACAGAUUUUAAACCUAUUCCCUUGAGCGUCAAGAAAUUGGGAUUUCAAGAUCAAGGUCUAAUUAAUGAUGUAGCAGUUGUAGGCCUUACAAUGUCUAACACAUUCGAUCAUUUGCUAGCUGCUUCAAUAUGUGGCGGAUUUGACACAAAAUAUAGAAACACAGCUCCUAAUAGUACUUUGGUUUUGGCUGCUGGAUCGAAACCAUUUUUAGGUUAUCAUUAUGCUCUGGAAGGGGUGAAUCAGCCUGUUUUGAGUGAUGUAGCCAAAGCAGUAGCUAGCAAAUUAAAGUCUGCUUUGCCGAGUUGGAUAACUGGUGCUAAACCUAGUGAUACAAAAGAAGUAACAAUAGCCAUGCAACCGGUGGAAGCAAUGGGACUUCGUUUUGGAUUAGCUGAUCUCAGAAGAACAGGAAAUGAUCUAGUGCUUUCUCCAAAUAGAAAUUUGGUCGCAGUUUGUGAUAGCUUAGGCAGAGUGCUGUUGGUUGAUUCUUUCAAAGGAGUCAUAACUAAGAUAUUUAAGGGUUAUAGGGAGGCACAGUGUGCAUUUUUACAGGUUCCGGAUGAAAGAAGAUCGAAACACCGAGUUGGCAACAAGGUAGCUUUGUUCCUAGUAAUCUACUCUCCUAAAAAAGGCACACUGGAAAUAUUCACCGUCCAGCAGGGCACAAAAAUCGCAACUUUCUCUGCUUCCAAACAAAGCAAACUACUUUAUAUCACUCACGGUUUAAUGGGUUUUACAACAACCUCAAAAUCGCGUUAUAUUUGCCAAUUUACUUGUUUGUUUUUGGACAAUGAUGGACAAAUAAGAGAGAUUAGCGUUCCAUUCCAUUUUGCUUUGGCUGAAAAGAAUAGUAUUAGAGCGAGAGACAUACAUUUGUAUAAAAAGCUGAAGCAAUUCAUCAAAAGUGGAUGUUUGAGUCAGGACGCGCUUGAAAAUGAAACAUACAAUAUUUGUACUGAGCUUCAAACAGUAGAGAUUAAAACUCAAACUUUAGAUAUGCUUCUUAACAGUAAAAAUAUAUCUCCUGAAAUUAUUCUGAUGUGUACUGAUUACUUUUGGAAUCAACUAAGAGAAAAUACGGAUAACGAAGUUAUACUGAACUGUAAAACCGUUUGUAGAAAUGUCAAAGCUUUAAUAGAACUCUAUUUAUUUGUAACUUUGAGUAGCAAUGUCGAUGAGGAUUUUAAAAAUGGGAAUGAUACAGAGAAUAAAGAUCAAAAUCACAAAACACUGAAUUUGGAAGUACGGGAUUUGGAAGGUUUGCAAAAACUCUUGGAUUUAGUUACCUCAAGUAAAGAUGUUGACUUGAAGGUUGUUCAUGUUAGAUUUUCAAAGGACAUAUUUACUGUUCACGAUUUUUUGGCUAGUUUUGAUUUAACCAAGGCAGGAGGUGUUUCUUUGAAGGACAAUCUUGAAGAGGAUCUAUUAUUUAAAACAUCAGAAGUUCUUUUUAAAAAGUACAUAUCAGGAGAAUGCAACAAUUUCGACGAUUUCUUCAAUGCCAUUUCCGGCAGUGGAAUUCCAAUCAGUUCCUUGUUCGACCUGCUGAUUAAAUAUUGGGUCAACAGAUCUUUGGACAUAAAUUUGAAUCUAGGCAAAGAUAUGUCGAAUUUUUCCCAGCUUAUUGCAAUGCUGGUGAAAAUGGCUGGCAAAGAAAUGAUGGCCGAUAUUGAAAAAGACGGCGUAUCGAUAUUUUGGGAAAACGUUAGGGAAAGUUUGGCCAAUAAUUCAAGACCGUUUCCAGCAUUAAUGGCUGCCAUGCUGUUUAAAAAUGCAGUUCAGAGAUUCGAAUUAGAAAACUUGGAAGAUAAUAUUGAGGUGCUGACACAAGAAAAUAUACAGUGGUCUUUGCUAAUAGGUAAACUAGAAGACGUUUCAACUCUGAACAUAAUUCUUUCAAGCAAACCGCUUUUUACGAACUCAUCAAUGCCUAAAUUAGAUCAUGAGAAAGUAAAUGUGAGCUUAAAACACAUUUUGCAGCACGGUAGAGGUUCUGUGAGCGAAUUGACUGCCCAGUGGCUGACAACCUGCGGUAUGGAUCCACAAUAUAUCAUCAUCAAUGAGAUAAUCUACCAAAACAGUCAAAAAGAUAUAUUGCAAACUGAACCAGGAAGCGUAGAAAUAGACCUAGAAAAACUCGACCAGGAAUUAAAUGAAUAUCAAAUUACUGAGGGAAUGCAUUUAAAUAAAAUUGAAGAAGUCAAGUCCAAGCCAGUAUUCAAAUAUUUAAAUUUGUUGAAGCAGCAAUUCCCUUACAGUUUAGAUGCUGAUAAUUUAUUGGCAAACAUGUGCUGGGAAUAUGCCCUCUCUUGGAGAAAAGAUAUUGCCAAUUUAGAAUAUCUUGAGGCAGCCUUAACAUGUUUGAAUGCUGUAUCGGGUCUAUGCGUAAGGAAAGGCAUAUUUCAGUUGAUUUGGAAUACCCAUUUGAAGAUUGUUGUGGAAAGUAGUUGUAAGUUAAUAAAUAAAGUUGGAAAAUUGCCAAAAGAGAGGUUGUGUCAGCAGGAUGUUGGUCUAUCGGACAAGCAGAUAACAGAAUUUAUUGGUAUUUGCACAAAAUUUAUGAAUUCAUUCCUUGAAUUGUGUCAAAACGGUUGUGAUAUUACAAAACCAGAACUUAAGUUUGAGGCUAUUUGGGAAAACGGAGGGCCUCAGCCUUUGAUAGAAUUGGCUGUCCAACAAAAAGAAGUAGACGACAAUUUGUUACAUUUACAUUAUCAACUUUGUCUAGUGAUGCACAUGCUUACCAAAUUUACAGUAAAACAUUCGAAACCAGUCAAUAAUUUAUUUGAGGCUUCUUUAGUGAAUCUAUUUUUCUCUGAUCUACAAAGGCGAGUGGACAUUAACUGGAAUAAAUCUGAAAUUAAAAUCAACUUGUCAAGGGAGCAAUUUUUACGAAAAAUCAUUACGUCUAGUUUGGAAACUGUAACUUUGGACGAGACAGGCGAAAUUCACUGUCAAAUUCAUGUCGAAUGGAUGGACAAAAGCUUGAUGCUGGCUAGAAUAUGGAAUUUGGAUGUUGACAAUCUUAGACGGUUCCAAAUUAUUCAACUGUAUGUUAGCGGAUACGACUUGGUGGCUCAAGACUUAAUUCCGGCUGUAACAGAUACAAGUGCCCUAGGCGAAGAGCUACUCAAAGUAGCUGGAAAUAGAUUGUCUCAAUAUCUAUCGUCCUCUCCCAAUUUGAGCGAGAACAUUGCAGCUCUAAGUCCGCUCUUGUCUAGGUACAUUCAAACUUUGAACGGUACUUGGUGCUCUCCAAGCAAUCUGCCCAAUAUAAAGACGCUUGGUAAUCAAGCGUUACAUUGUAUAGGAGAAGAUCAAAAAGAAUUUUAUAAGUUGACGCAACUUCUUUUGGAUGCCUGCAACACUUUGGAAGAAAUCAAUUAUUGUGAAUAACUACCAUUUAUAUUUCUUGAUAAGUUUAUAUUUUUUUGUACGAUAAAAGAACAAGAUAAAAGAUGAUAUAAUCAAAAAACCGAUUGGUAAAUACCAAAAGUUUAAUCGUUUUUAAGCGUGUUGGUCUGUGAUAUGGGCCGUAUUGCAUAUGUACAAGCAAGUUUGUUACUAGUUUUUAGAUAAUCUAUAUUUAAUAUUCAAACUUUGUAAUUAUUAAAUGGUGAUAAUAAAACAAUAAUACAGGUUGGUAUCAUGGUCAAAAAAGCCAAAUUUUCCAACAUGAAUUCAUCUUGUAUGUAAACUUGUUCGAAGACAUUUUGAAAUUAGUAUCUACCUUAUGUAGUUCUAUUUCGAUUUUACCAGACCUAGUAAUAUUAAAUUUGAAUCUAAUUUGUUAUAAACUAAAUAAGGAUGUUGUUAAAAGAUUUUUAUAUGAUAACUAUUUCAAUUUUAUUGUUUUCCUUGUAAUAAAUGCAUUUUAGUAA
Ceutorhynchus assimilis (cabbage seed weevil) is the source of this 4619-nucleotide messenger RNA. Lineage: Eukaryota; Metazoa; Arthropoda; Insecta; Coleoptera; Curculionidae. The record is from the annotation of a GenBank genome assembly.